CCUGCUCCCUUUGCGUUUUCGCGCCGUGGACGACGUACACAAAUCCAUUCACGAGGAACAGAAAAGAGGAGAGCAUUUCUCAAUGGAGAGCUCGUCCUCCUCCUCCCUGCUGGUGACGAGCUCCUCCGGCAACAAGCGGGCCAGAGAAGCCGACCUCGCCGCCGGCGGCGGCGAGGGUCCCGAGUCCCAAGGCAAGCGGCUGCGGCCGGAGGACCUGCUGGACAUGCUGGACGACGAGACCGAGGCGGACGCGGGCGGGGACCUGGCCUCCGUCAUGCGGAGCCUGGAGGAGGAGAUCUCCGCGGGCGAGCUCGAGCUGGAGACCGGCCCGCCGCAGCCCGAGCUCGGGUUCCUGCUCGAGGCCUCCGACGACGAGCUCGGCCUGCCGCCCGCCGGCGGCUCCUACACCUCCUCCGACGACUACGCCGCCGAGCCCGCCGACGGCGGCCUAUUCGGCGCGCAGAUCUGGGGAUUCGAGGACGAGAUCGACGGCGGUGCGGCAGACUACGGGUUCGGGGCCGUGACCUCCUCGCCCGAGGCCGCGGCGGCGGCGGCCGCGGCAGCCGCCGAGUGGGGCGACGACGGGUUCGGCGACGGGCUCUUCGGGUUCGGCGACGAAUCCUUUGGCGCGUCCGAUCUCGCCGCCCUGCGCCAGGAAACCAUGCCCGCCGUCUGAUCUUCGGUGGAUGGAUUAGCGCUGUCGUUUUUUCUUUUUUUUGCCGGUCGUUGGCUAACCUUAGCGUUACCCUUUUUUUUAACCUUGGAAGGAUGUAAAGUUUCUAGAAGGCAAAGGUUAAAAAAACUGCGUGGAAGUAGUUCCUGGGAAAUGUUUUACCUCCUGCUA
Molecule: messenger RNA, 844 nt
Organism: Lolium rigidum
Lineage: Eukaryota; Viridiplantae; Streptophyta; Magnoliopsida; Poales; Poaceae
Exons: 1
Coding region: 83-676 (197 amino acids)
Source: RefSeq, a predicted model, not a curated record